GCGGUGCCCGGACGUUUGUGCCGAGACUGGGGCAGCCGACGCUGCUCUGGGUGAGCCGGGCCGUGUGGCGAGACCAAGAGGUACCCGAAGAGACCGGGCGAGGUCCAGAGAAGAAUCCCAAAGAGCCAUGGGAGCUUCCAACAUCUAUACCUUGGUGCUAGUAGUGCAGCCUCAGCGCGUGCUGCUGGGGAUGAAGAAGCGGGGUUUCGGGGCUGGCCGCUGGAACGGCUUCGGGGGCAAGGUGCAAGAAGGAGAGACCAUUGAGGAUGGGGCCAAGAGGGAGCUGCAGGAGGAGAGUGACCUAACUGUGGACACACUGCAGAAGGUGGGCCACAUCACAUUUGAGUUUGUGGGUGUCCCUGAGCCAAUGCAGGUGCACAUCUUCCAUACUGACAGCGUGCAAGGGACGCCCAGGGAGAGUGAUGAAAUGCGCCCUCAGUGGUUCCUGCUGGACCAGAUCCCCUUUAGUGACAUGUGGCCUGAUGACAGCUACUGGUUUCCACUCCUGCUUCAGAAGAAGAAGUUCCGAGGACACUUUAAAUUCCAAGACCAGGACACCAUCUUGGACUACUCGUUGCAUGAAGUGGAUGACAUCUAGCAUGAGCCACUGUCCCUUCUGGGUCUGGCUGCUGAGCAGCCACAGGCUGUUCCAGCUGAGCUCAGGAUGCCACAGUCAGGGCUAUGUCUGCUCUUUCCGAAGGUGAUUGGGCAGAAAAAGAAAUAAAGGUCUUUGCUUUAUUUUAAUGGUC
This is a messenger RNA of Octodon degus (degu), 749 nucleotides long. RefSeq names its product nudix hydrolase 1 (gene Nudt1). NCBI's taxonomy places the organism in Eukaryota, Metazoa, Chordata, Mammalia, Rodentia, Octodontidae. Gene Ontology annotation, biological process: DNA protection. The coding region runs from base 128 to 598 and encodes 156 amino acids. The record is from RefSeq and is a predicted model, not a curated record. The transcript is spliced from 4 exons. Gene Ontology annotation, molecular function: 8-oxo-7,8-dihydroguanosine triphosphate pyrophosphatase activity.